UGUCAUAUAACAUGGUACUAUAUACGUUAACGUUACGAAUCCCAAAACAUGAAGAUAAUAGUAUAAAAGACAUGAUUCGAUGGGACCUACUUUAAUGUAAAUUAGCCGAUUGGGGUAAAGUGUCUGAACCCUUCGCCUCUCUCUCUACAAAACAUAUCUUCAAACCUCGCCGCUCAAUCCACCGGAGGCAAUGGCGUCGCUUACCUCCACUCUAACCUACUGGCUCGUUAACCACCCUUACAUAGCCAAUUUCACUUGGAUCGAAGGUGAGACCCUUGGCUCCACCGUCUUCUUCGUCUCUCUCGUAGUCUCCGUUUACCUCUCCGCCACACUCCUCCUCCGAUCCGCCAUCGAUUCGCUCCCAUCGCUCAGUCCCAGCGUUCUCAAACCAAUCACAGCCGUCCACAGCCUAAUCCUCUGUCUCCUCUCCUUAAUCAUGGCCGUCGGCUGCACUCUCUCCGUAACAACAACCUCGUCUCAAGAUCCCAAGUCGCGUUUCCUCCACGCGAUUUGUUUCCCCGUCGACGUGAAACCUAGCGGACCUCUUUUCUUCUGGGCUCAAGUCUUCUACCUCUCCAAGAUCCUCGAGUUCGGAGACACGAUCCUCAUCGUACUCGGCAAAUCAAUCCAACGGCUCUCGUUCCUCCACGUAUACCACCACGCGACGGUUGUGGUCAUGUGUUAUCUCUGGCUUCGGACUCGCCAGUCUAUGUUUCCUGUCGCGCUCGUGACGAACUCGACGGUACACGUCAUCAUGUACGGUUACUACUUCCUCUGCGCCGUUGGAUCGAGGCCUAAGUGGAAGAGGUUGGUCACGGAUUGUCAGAUUGUUCAGUUCGUUUUCAGUUUCGGGUUAUCCGGUUGGAUGCUCCGAGAACAUUUAUUCGGGUCGGGUUGCUCCGGGAUUUGGGGUUGGUGUUUCAACGCUGCGUUUAAUGCUUCUCUUUUGGCUCUCUUUUCCAACUUCCAUUCUAAGAACUAUGUCAAGAAGACGAAUGAGGUUCACCAAAAAGGCGAUUAAGAUUAUUUAGAAGUUUUGAUCUCUUGAUUUCAUGUUCUUCAUCUAUAUUUUCUAAUCCAGAUUUUUUUCAAGGCAGUAGAAGGUUUUUACAUAAA
Camelina sativa (false flax) is the source of this 1116-nucleotide messenger RNA. RefSeq names its product fatty acid elongase 3-like. Lineage: Eukaryota; Viridiplantae; Streptophyta; Magnoliopsida; Brassicales; Brassicaceae. Gene Ontology annotation, molecular function: fatty acid elongase activity. Gene Ontology annotation, biological process: very long-chain fatty acid biosynthetic process; fatty acid elongation, polyunsaturated fatty acid; fatty acid elongation, monounsaturated fatty acid. Gene Ontology annotation, cellular component: endoplasmic reticulum membrane. The record is from RefSeq and is a predicted model, not a curated record.